AUGAGUCAGUUUUUAUCCAGCAACCACUGUGAACGUACAGCGCACCUCCGAGUAGUGAGACAUCCAGUGCCUGUGUGUUGAAAUCAAUAAAUCUAUCAUUUAGAAAGCACCGUCUAGACGUUUAAAAUAUUUCACAAAAACAGUUAACAAUGGCAAUUAGUAGAUUGUCCAUUAUUAAAUUUUUGGAAUUGGCGAUAGCUGUAGCAUGUAUUGGUCUGCAUUCCAAAAGCGAAAUUUCAAAUGACUUCAACACAAAUACACUCUCUGUAGCUGCCUUUGGAGGUUACGUUAUUAUUCUAGUUGGUGUUUUUGCCGGUCAUUUAAUGUCGGAACGUAUUAGUAAAAAAAUUGACAUUUUCUUCUGUUUAGUUGGUUGCGCUACCUUUGUGGCUGCUGGAGCUUUGAAUAUUGAAUAUUUCCAAAAUGCCAGCGGUAAAUAUAGGGACUAUGGUUUAGCAAAAGCUUCGCUGGCAAUUAUUGGUGGAGCUCUAUUUCUCAUAGACUCCUUGCUGACAUGGCGAGGUGAUUAUUAAGAAGAUUGUGAUUGAUGCCUGGAAAAUGUAUAAUUUAUUUUUUUAAUUUAAUUUUGAUAACGAUUUUAUUACUAUUGUAAAUACAUACAUAUGUGUAUAUUUUGCAGAUAUAUGUAUACUAAUUACCCCCAACUUUAAAGUUUGGAAAUAACAUUUUUAAAAUUUUUCUUCAAAGUUAGUAUCCGUCGCCGUCGUUGUAAUUUAAUUGUGCUUCAUCUACACAAUAUUAUUUAGAUGGAUUAUAUAUGUACUUCGGAUAAUAAAUCUGGCAUUUUCUUUCAAGAGGAUACUUACUGUCUGUUUAAAAAACUAAAACAUAAAACACACUUUCUAAUUUAGUACUCGUAAGUAACACUAACACCAGGUUUGUUCAUACUACGGGUGCAAUUUAUUAUUUUAUCAACAACUGCUUUAUAAAAAUCUCAUACAGCGCUCAUUUCACACGGAUUAAGCUGAACAAUGACCACUAAUGAAGCAUUUCCAAAUCUUGGUAAAGUGAAAUUUCAUUAAUCUGGGAAUUAUGUAUUGAAUCAGUAACAUAACUUAAAUAAACUUAUAAUUCUCGAUAAAAUUUAAAAAAAUUGCAAUAAUAACUUCUCUUUUACUUCAUUUUAUUUUCUUGAAUGUACACCAGUUAAUGAACCACUGAUAAAAUUUGCAGCAGCUUGUUCUACUUUAAGAGAUACCUUCUGUUUCUGAUUAUACUAUUAACGGAUUUCUUUUUUAUAAAAACUCACGUGUUGUUUACACUAAAUUGGAGCGGUUGCCAUAAAACUGCAAAAUUUUCUUUGGUUUUUGAUUUUGAAUAAAAAAAUUUAAAUGGGAUUUUUUUUAGUUUUGGGCAUUUGUGGAUAAGAUUAUGUAUGUCAUAAGCGGGGUAAAGCAUCCUUCAGUAACUCAUGUGAUAACAGAUGACGAGGUCCAACGACCUCAUCAUCAGUAACUUUCAGACUCGUAGUACUGUAAUAAUGCUUUUUCCCAUUAAUCAAAGAAAUAACUAUUAUAAUACUGUCCAUAAUAUAUGAAAUAUUUAUUUACA
Molecule: messenger RNA, 1572 nt
Organism: Zophobas morio
Lineage: Eukaryota; Metazoa; Arthropoda; Insecta; Coleoptera; Tenebrionidae
Exons: 3
Coding region: 150-533 (127 amino acids)
Biological process (GO): septate junction assembly
Cellular component (GO): plasma membrane
Source: RefSeq, a predicted model, not a curated record